AUGAGAAUCCACGGGAUCGAAGAUGCCCACAUCAUCUCCCCUAUGACGAGAACCAUUUACAUCGUCGGUCCUUCAUCCACUGGCAAAACAACACUCUGUGAGGUCCUCGCCAAACGCCUCGGAUUGUCAGGCUCGGCGUACAUCACAGAGGUCGCCCGCCAGGUGAUGAAGGAAAAGGGGUACACACGAGAAGAUGUGGGGAACAUCCAAAUGCAAAUGGACAUCAUGAUAGAACAUUUGAAGCGAGAAGAAGCAGGCCUGUCGGACGAACACAGGAUCGUUUUGUGCGACAGAUCAGCCAUCGACCCGGUCGUUUAUGCCAGGCUGACCGCCCAGAGUUCGGGCGAGGAUCAAUCUGGGCGCCUGACAGACAGUCAGGCCUUUCGAGCAGCCUUGGAAAGGUAUCGGGACCCGUCGUCAUUGUUCAUACUCUUGGGACCUGUGACGGAGUGGAUCAUUGACGACGGGAUCCGUUCCCUGGAACGGCAGGAAGAAUGCCUUCAACUGUAUCGCGAGUGUAUGAAGCUUUACGACAUUCCCUACAGAGAGCUUGGUCAGGACACCAGGAACAUAUUGGAACGGAUGGUAUUUACCAUAGGUCUUUUGAACUUCCCUACGUCUAUUGUCUAG
Molecule: messenger RNA, 630 nt
Organism: Coprinopsis cinerea okayama7#130
Lineage: Eukaryota; Fungi; Basidiomycota; Agaricomycetes; Agaricales; Psathyrellaceae
Exons: 2
Coding region: 1-630 (209 amino acids)
Molecular function (GO): nicotinamide-nucleotide adenylyltransferase activity
Source: RefSeq, a predicted model, not a curated record